AUUCUAUUCGGAUAAUCUUAGAAAAAAAAUGUGACGAAGGAUAGCUACUCUAUCCAUAUAAAAGAGUGGUGUAUGAAGGGCAUGCAUCAUCACAAUUCGGGGAGAUGGAGGACAUAGAGAAGGUGAAGGCGGAGGCAGUGCAGCUGAUGGGAGUGUUCCAAGUUAUUCCUAAGCUGGUUGUUUUUGAUCUUGAUCACACUCUCUGGCCUUUCUACUGUGAGUGCCGCUCCAAGAGUGACACACCUUAUCUGUUUCCUCAAGUUAAGGGCAUCAUGCAUGCACUCAAACACAAACGGGUUGACCUUGCAAUUGCAUCUAAAUCACCAACCCCCGACAUAGCCAGAACUUAUCUUAACAAACUCAACAUCACUUCCAUGUUUGUUGCCCAGGAAAUAUUUUACAACUGGGGAAACAAAACAGAUCAUUUACAGAAUAUUCAUUCCAAGACUGGUGUCCCGUAUAACUCUAUGCUCUUCUUUGAUGAUGAUGACAACAACAUCCAAGGGGUCUCGGAAUUGGGAGUAACGAGCAUCUUGGUCACAAAUGGGGUAAACCUUGGGGCAUUCAAACAGGGACUUACAAGAUUUUCUCAGAACUGGAAUGCACCAAAGAACAAAAACAAACGGGGUAAAUAGUAAUCUGAGUAUCAACUCACAAGGCAGAUAAUUCAAAUUCAUGAAUGAAAUGUCCGGUUGAAACUUGUGUGUAUUUAACUGUGAUUUGUGAACCACACAUAUAUUAAAAUACUCUGCAUCCAUUAAUUGGAGAAUUUUAAUAUGACAGUUGCAUAUAUA
Molecule: messenger RNA, 794 nt
Organism: Arachis ipaensis
Lineage: Eukaryota; Viridiplantae; Streptophyta; Magnoliopsida; Fabales; Fabaceae
Molecular function (GO): acid phosphatase activity
Source: RefSeq, a predicted model, not a curated record